AUGUCUACAAUCUAUCAGAGAUGGGCUCUUGCGGCUAUGUCGAUCCUGCCCCAAGCCUAUGGCUCCGUGUUGUCUCCAACACCACCAAUGGGCUUCAACAAUUGGGCAGCACUUAUGUGUGGUUUGAAUGAAUCCAUUUUCGUUGAUACUGCACGAACAAUGGCCAGUAGUGGAUUGCUAGCUGCCGGUUAUAAUCGCCUCAAUUUAGAUGAUUGCUGGAGUACUAUGGAAAGAGCUCAUAAUGGUUCUAUGCUCUGGGAUAGUGAGAAGUUUCCGAGAGGCCUUCCUUGGUUGACUAGCUUUUUGAAGAGCCUUGGUUUCAUCCCCGGAAUAUACACAGACGCUGGCAUUAAGAGUUGCGGUGGAUAUCCUGGAGCAUUUGGGUAUGAAGAAAUUGAUGCGAAAGACUUUUCUAACUGGGGAUUCGAGUAUCUCAAGAUGGACGGCUGUAAUAUGCCUACGGGAACUGAGGCAGAAUACAAAAAAGUCUAUGGCAAAUGGCACAGUAUUCUGAGCAAAAUGCCAAAACCGAUGGUUUUCUCGGAAUCUGCGCCUGCUUACUUUGCAGAAGCCGCCAAUCUCACAGAUUGGUAUGCAGUAAUGGAAUGGGUACCUGAGUAUGGUCAACUUGCGAGACACUCCCGGGACACUCUGGUGUUCAAUUCAACGCUUUAUUGGCCAGACAUUACCGGAUGGGAUAGCAUUUUAUUCAACUAUGGACAAGAAGUUCGUCUAGCGAGAUUUCAGAAGCCGGGCUACUACAAUGAUCCCGACUUUCUCAAUGUUGACCAUUUCGAUUUGUCAUUGGAAGAGAAAAAGUCUCACUUUGCUAUUUGGUCAUCAUUCUCUGCGCCUCUUAUAAUCAGUGCGAACGUCACUCGCUUGACCAAGGAAGAAAUCGCUUACCUCACCAACAAAGAUAUCAUUGCAGUGGACCAAGAUCCCUUGGUACAACAGGCUACACUGGUCAGCCAGGACACUAAUUGGGAUGUACUAACUAAAAGCCUUGCCAAUGGUGAUCGCCUCGUCACAAUCAUCAACAAGGGAAACUCAACUGCGACUCACAGCGUUCCAUUAGAGAGAAUUGGUCUAGUGGAGAAGAAUUUGGUCAAGGUCAAGGAUCUGUGGACUAGCAAAACUUCUAUUGCAAUCAAGAAAGUGGCGGCCACAAACAUACCGUCCCACGGAACCGCCAUAUUACGCAUCUCAGCAGCAGAACACUCUCUGGGUAAAGUAAUUCCAACCGGCAAGAUUUUCAACACUUUCUCACUCGGCACAUUGACCGCGACGUCGAGAAGCAAGCUUAGCUGGGCGAGCUCAUCCGGUACAGAUGGUCAGGUUUGGCAAACUCGGGAUGACCAAACAAUUAGGCCUCUUUCUGAUACCAACCAAUGCCUCACGGAAUCAGGUAAUGGAGAAAUCACUUUGAGGGAGUGCAACAAGAGAAGAGGUGGACAACAGUGGGACUACUUGUACUCUGGCAAUGUGCAAAGCAUUGCUACUCAGAAAUGUUUGACAGAGUCUACUGGGGGGACCGUUACUGCUGAGAAGUGUUUGUAUUUGGACAAUACCCAAGUGAUUGCUCUGCCAGGUGGUGUUGAUAUUGUCAAGAAAUAG
Molecule: messenger RNA, 1617 nt
Organism: Glarea lozoyensis ATCC 20868
Lineage: Eukaryota; Fungi; Ascomycota; Leotiomycetes; Helotiales; Helotiaceae
Product: (Trans)glycosidase
Exons: 2
Coding region: 1-1617 (538 amino acids)
Biological process (GO): carbohydrate metabolic process
Molecular function (GO): hydrolase activity, hydrolyzing O-glycosyl compounds
Source: RefSeq, a predicted model, not a curated record